Molecule: messenger RNA, 3392 nt
Organism: Pseudocercospora fijiensis CIRAD86
Lineage: Eukaryota; Fungi; Ascomycota; Dothideomycetes; Mycosphaerellales; Mycosphaerellaceae
Exons: 4
Coding region: 1-3291 (1096 amino acids)
Source: RefSeq, a predicted model, not a curated record
AUGAGCGAUAUCUCGCAGUCGGAUCUUUUCGCUGGUGAUCGAUGGGCUUGGGCGAGGGCUAUGAAUGGAGAACAAGACGAGGCGGACGAGAAUCAGGAUGAUGAUGAAGAGGAUGAGGAUGAGAAUUCAGACGAAGACGAAGACGAAGACGAAGCCGAGGAGAGUGCAGCUGAAGAUGACGAGCGUAGUAGCAAUGAGGACAGCGGUGAAGUCGGGCAUGGAAGUCCAGGCUGCGAAACGAAAGGUAUCAAGGCUGGCAAUGGUGAGAGCAGAAACACGCUGGCAGGCGAAAUCCCGCCUCAAACAAUAAGCGCGUCUGCCAAUGUGCAGUGGCCGCGGCCAGCUGGCAUUGAACAACAGCAGCCCAGUCGAGCUGCAGACACGCAUACCGACACCAGAUAUGGAGUCACCACAUCUGGUGUUUGGCAAAAUGGAGUACAAGUUGCUCGACCUGCGCAGAAACAGAUCAAUCAAGCCGCAGUGGUUACAGACCCAGCUCAGCAUUUUGUGCCGCAAGAGGAGGCCAACCAGGAAUCGGACGUUGACUACGGUCUAUCCGAGUCCGAUGUCAGAGCGAGCUUGCAGCAGGCUUUGGACGCAGUACAGAAUUUCGGGACCUUUGCUUCAUUUGGACCCAUUGAACAAUUCUGGGAUCCCGUCAUUACUGUUGCACAAGGCGGACCUCCAAUUACUCUGCCACUUCAAGAGCAGGAUGCUCAACGACUCAUUGCGGCUAGCCACAAGGCACCUUUCGGCAAAGGCUCCGAGACGAUUGUGGAUGACAAUGUACGCAAGACUUGGGAGCUGAACACUAACGAGUUCAUGGUCAACAAUCCCUAUUUCAAUGGCACUGUCAAUCAUGCCGUGACAAACGCUGUCUCUGAGCUAGGCGUUACCAAUCUUGCACAAGUUGGGAUUUCUCCCUACAAGAUGCUCCUCUAUGAGCCAGGAGCCAUGUUCAAGCCUCAUACGGACACGGAGAAGGUUCCUGGCAUGUUUGCAACCCUUGUAAUCUGCCUUCCAUCAGCUCAUGAGGGCGGCGACAUCGUCCUCUCGCACAAAGGUGCCAUGAAGCGCUUUGCAACAUCCGCGACCCAGCCUUCUUACGCUUGCUGGUACUCAGAUGUCACUCACGAAGUCAAAGAAGUAGCAUCGGGCUACAGACUCGUGCUGACCUACAACAUCUACAAGACAUCCGCAAUGGCGUCUAAUUUUUCCGCCUCCCAAAUCGGCGAGCAGUAUCCAGAAUUGAAGAGUGCCCUGAAGAACUGGCGAUGGGUUGACUCAUCCCCGGCGGUAUACAUUCUGGAUCACAAGUACACGGAUGCCCAUCUCAACAUCAAUAGCCUGAAAGGUGCGGAUGUAGCCCGAGUUCAGGCUCUCUCAUAUUUUGCCGAGAGGUACAAGUACGAGAUCUUUCUGGCAUCUAUGGAACACAUGAAGCAUGGUGAAGCGGCCUACGAGUAUGAUCCGUACGAUAGGUAUGGCUCGCGGCGUGGCAGAUACAACGAUUGGUACGAUGACGAUGACGAUGACGAAGAUGAAGACGAUGAUGGAUCUGAUGGCGAAUUCCAUGCCAUCGAAGAUAUUCACGAGACGGAGACGAAGCUGAAGCGAGUUAUCGCUCCCGAUGGUACACAGUUGAUCACUGACAUGACUAUCGAGGAAGAUUGCUUGUUGUUCGAGGAAGCCUUUCAGGCAUACUCGCGCGAUCCUGAUGACGAGGAUUACACCGGAUUUACUGGCAAUGAAGGAGCACAAUCGACACAUUGGUAUCGCGAUACAAGACUCAAACAAACGCGUACGAGCACACAAGACGUUAACCUCAGAGCACGAUCCGACCUCGUUCAACUGUGCAAGUUUGUCGUGAAAGAGAACCAGAGCAUUCUUGGACGCACGGAUUUUGCCGGUCGACCUCUCCAACCUGCGUUUUCACCGCGAAUUUUGUCGCACGUGUUUGGUCUUCUGGGCCAGCUCAAGGAAUAUCACGCUCUCGCGGACGCGGUCGCUAGCACCUCUGGUCCGAUUAACAAUGAAGCUCUCAAGAGGCUUAGUCCAAUGAUAAACACGAAGUUCGACAAAGUGCAGAAUGCAUUGACAGAAGCGUUCGCAAAGAUACGUGGCGUCAAUUCUACCUUCGAGGCAUUAAAGGCACUCUUCGGCGGUGACAUCAACAAUCGUGCCGGGCCUGCUGCUGAAUGGGCAUCCGGCAUCCUCACCAAAGCCGUGUCCAACGUGUCUAAUCCAUCCGAGCAGGACGGCAGAGCAUUGAUACACAUUGCGGUAUCUUUGAAACGAAGAGGGUUUCUGGAAAAUUGCAACCGCACACAUUUCGUGCUCGCGUUCCUUGCAGCGCUGAUCAUGGACGGAGAGGAUGCAUUUGAAGUCAACGACGUCUUAGCAGGUGUAAGAAGAUGCAUCGGACCGAUGAUUGAAGGCUUCUUUUUGGAAGUAUCUGAGGAGCGGCCUUCCAAACGACACAAGACGGUCCCUGAAGCUGGCAGUGCCACUGUGUCCACUCAGAGCAAGACGGGAGAUGAGCUCAAUGAAGUCCUAGACUUCUUGGUCACGAAAGACGUCAAAGUUGAGGCGGAAUCUCUCUUUGCGGCACUGGAGCUACAAGUGCGAGCAUGCAAGACAGAUGUGCUACGCAAAAUCCUGGUGCCGUUUCUGGAGGCGUCGCAGUUGCUCGCAAACGCGCAUUCCAAGACUGACUAUGGUCCCAUGUUUCGCAGUCUAUACAGAAACACGCUUGAGGCAUACGUGGAGCGCUUCGUCAAGGACCAGCCUCCGGCAUACGAGAACUUGGCGAGAAGCCGUGUAAACUGCUCGUGCCAGGACUGCUGGAAGCUGAAUCUGUGUUUGAUCAGCACCACGCAGCAAGAGUGUCGACUUCGCGUGAGUUCAGAUCGCAGACAUCACCUUCAUGAUGUCUUGGAUCGAAGCGGCUUCGACGGAACACACGAAACUGAUCGUAGGAGCGAUACACUCGUGGUUAGAAAGAGGAGCAAGGGCAAGCAAGCAUUCGAUGCGUGGUUUGCGAGAUGCCAGGAAGCCGGGGAAGUGUUGAAACAAUUCGAUGCGGCGACAUUAAAGGACAUGCUUGGCAGGCGGUAUGAGAGGAUUGUAGAGAUGAGGAUGCUGAUCAGUGAUGAGAGCAAUGUGCCAGAGGUGAUGAAGGUAGCGGCGGGAAGUAGCGGCGCGUUGGCAGAGACGGCGAGCCCGCGUGUACAGGCAGGUGUGAAGCGGAAGGCGGAGGUGAUUGAUCUUGUGGGGGACUCUUCCGAUUGAUUUUAUAAAGUCCAUAUAUGGUACAGUAUGAUCAUAUGUAGGUGUAGGUGUAGGUGUAGGUGUUGCUUGAGGCUGAGGCUGAGGCUGAGGCUGAGGCUGGC